This is a messenger RNA of Trichophyton rubrum CBS 118892, 426 nucleotides long. RefSeq lists its product as uncharacterized. The coding region runs from base 1 to 426 and encodes 141 amino acids. The record is from RefSeq and is a predicted model, not a curated record. Lineage: Eukaryota; Fungi; Ascomycota; Eurotiomycetes; Onygenales; Arthrodermataceae. The transcript is spliced from 5 exons.
AUGAAGUUCCAGACUGUCCUUGUCUUCUUUGCCGGUGCUUUGGCUCUUGCCGCCCCUAUUGAAGAGCGAGACCUCCCUGUUGUUGGAACUCUUGGGAGUGCUACUACUCUUGCCAAAUCAGCAAAAGGCGCUGCCGGCAAGGUUGCACCAUCUGCUGUUGACAAUCUACCAGCUGGAGGCCUCGUAAAGGGUCUGCCAUUAGCUGGAGGCCUCCUUGGAGGCGGUGCUACCUGCGUCAGAUGGGUUUUGAAAUCCUAUCUGGCAUCGGCGAUAUCACAUCGCACUUUUGGUGGGUGUCAAACAAAACAAGCAUUUACUGACAGCAAAACCGUGACGCAUAGUAAUUCAGUGAACGGUAUCAUGAGUGACUUUGCCGGAAAAGUCAUGGAUUCCUGGGCUUCCCUUCUUGUUAUACCUUUUUUUUAG